GCCCAGUGCCUUUCUUCAGCAGGGUCUCGGCACCUCUCUCUCUCCCUCUGUGAUCAGUGGGUGAGAGGGGGGAGACGCGCAACACACAGCGGAGAAUCCAGCGUGCGCCUCCGUCAUCAUCUCGUCGGCUCAUCCGUUCACCACACCGCCGGUCCUGGAUCCCGCCGCCUCGGUCCUGGAGACGCCUGAGUCUGCAGCAGCGCACGGUCGGCUUUAUUUCCAGCCUAUAUCUGAAUGACGGGCGGAAGGUUUGACUUCGACGACGGCGGCACUUACUGCGGGGGGUGGGAGGAUGGCAAAGCCCACGGACACGGCAUCUGCACCGGACCCAAGGGCCAGGGCGAGUACGCCGGGUCCUGGUCGCACGGCUUUGAGAUAGUGGGUGUAUACACCUGGCCCAGCGGGAAUACCUACAAGGGCUACUGGUCCCAGGGGAAGCGGCAUGGGCUCGGCGUGGAGAAUAAAGGCAAGUGGAUCUAUCGGGGAGAGUGGAGCCACGGGUUUAAGGGUCGAUACGGAAUCCGGCAGAGCCACAACACACCUGCGAGAUACGACGGCACUUGGAGCAACGGGCUGCAGGAUGGAUACGGGAUCGAGACCUACGGCGACGGCGGUACCUAUCAGGGCCAGUGGAUGGGCGGGAUGCGGCAUGGCUACGGUGUGCGUCAGAGCGUUCCUUAUGGCAUGGCCACCGUCAUACGCUCCCCUCUCCGUACGUCCAUGGCCUCCCUGCGCUCCGAGCAGAGCAACGGCACGGUGCUCCAGGACCUCUCCUCCCCCGCGGACACGCCAACCGGCACCCGCGGCGGCUUCGUCCUCAACUUCCACUCAGACAGCGAGGUUGUGACCGGCAAGAAGAAGGGCCUCUUCCGCCGGGGCUCGCUCUUUGGCAGCCUGCGACAGCUGCGCAAGUCUGACUCUCGGACCUCAAUCUCCAGCAAGCGCAGCUCAGCGAGAAGCGAUGCCACCAUGAGCCGCAUCAGCUCCAGUGACGCCAACUCUACCAUAUCCAUCGGUGACGGCGAGCUGCCGGACGAGGACCUACCUCUGGAGGACCAUGUGGACGCCACCACGACCGAAACCUACAUGGGGGAGUGGAAGAAUGAUAAGCGCAAUGGAUUUGGUGUAUCAGAGAGAUCCAACGGGAUGAAAUAUGAGGGAGAAUGGCUUAACAACAAGCGCCAUGGUUAUGGCUGCACGGUUUUCCCAGAUGGCACCAAAGAAGAGGGAAAGUACAAAAAUAACGUGCUGGUGCGUGGAAUAAGGAAGCAGUUGAUUCCUCUUAAGAACCCCAAAACCAAAGAGAAGGUGGAUCGUGCUGUGGAGGGGGCACAGAGGGCAGCGGCCAUUGCAAGGAGUAAAGUGGAAAUAGCAGCAUCCAGGACGGCCCAUGCCAGGACAAAAAGCGAGGCCGCAGAUCAGGCCGCGAUCUCCGCUGUGCACGACUCUGAAAUCGCCAGGGCAGUUGCGAGGGAGCUCUCCCCCAACUUCUACCAACCAGGACCUGAUUAUGUGAAACAACAGACAAAGGAGCCCGUGGAAAUUAAAGAGGUCCCUGUUGAGAAGAAGGAGGGCUCCCCGAAAGAUUCUCCCCACUUUUAUCGCAAAGGCACCACUCCCCCCCACUCCCCGGUGACCAGCCCUGGAACGACACCUCCUCCCUCGCCUCACUCCAGCAAGAAGAAAGGCCAGACCGCCAACAGCACGAGCCGCAAAACCAGCAAAGAAGAAAAACCUUCCCGCAAGAUCAGCAAAGAAGAGAAGUCCAGUCAAAAGCCCGGCAAGGAGGAGCGGUCGAGCAGGAAACUGAGUAAAGAAGAAAGGUCGUUCGUCCCCGACGGCCCCAAAAGUUCUCACGUACAUAUUGAAGCUCCACCUAAACCCAGUAAAGUCCAGCAGCCUGGCCCGGCACCGGCUCCUCCUCCCGCGCAACCUCCUGCAAUUCCAGUCAACGGCCAGCUCCACUCCGAGUACCACAGUUACUACGUCAAGGCCCCGACGAGGGUCGCCCCGCCUCCAGACCCCGACCCCGAGGAUAUAGACGAAGAGCCCAGUGCCCUGGCCCUGGCACGCAUGCCCCCGCAACCCCCCAAAUCUUUUAGUACACCUACUCCUAAGCCAGGCCCCUUACGGGACAGCAAGAGUGACCACAAACUCAGGAAGCAGGAUUCCCUAAAGCCAAAGAGCCUCGCAGACACAAAGAAAGCUAGCAUGGAGAUGGCAGACGGCACGGAAGAAACAGGUCCUAACUCAAUCCUUGUUGCCAUGGUAAUGCUGUUGAAUAUUGGCCUUGCAAUUAUAUUUGUCCAUUUUCUGACAUGAUGAUGCUGUUUCUCAGUGAAACCAUGGCAACCGGUACAGUUGCAUCGCCGGGCCUUGAAAAAUCAAAAAAAUGGCGCCAGUGAGACACGGAGGCGGCCACAGGUGUUUUAGGAAUCAGCAUGACACCGAAGAGAAUCAGGAGGAAGGCACCGCUACCACCGACCUGUCUUUGGCCUUCUUCGGGCCCAGCCCCGUGAAUUAGCACUCCUCUGGCUUCUCAGAACCAGAGGUGACAUGUCGUGUCUAGUGAGAUUUAAAAAAAAAAAAAAGAAAAAGAAUACAUAUAUAUAAAUAUAUAUACGUAUAUAUAAAUAAAAUGUUUAAAAAUGCAACCAAACCUACACAGUCUGAAAAGAGAAGUAAUUGUAACCCACACGUGGGCUGAUCCAAGCGCAGGUCUCUGUGGUCCAGUGCCGACGGACCUCGCUGGAAGAGUGUGGAGAUGCACUUUUAGAUGACGGGAGCAAACAGCUGCCUUUCUAUUUUGCCAUCUGACGUUUUGAUGGGGAGAUGUGAGCCCGGUCCUGGGGGGUGGGGUUGGAGGCGGGGGUGGAGGGAUCGCGGUGGGAGCACGCUCAAAGUGUUUGGAGCAGUUUUUCGAGGGUUCACACCACUCUUGAACGAGGGAAGCUGGGCCCGGCCGCCGCCAGCAGUCAGUGCUAGCACGGUCACUAGCCAGUCUUACUCUUAACCCAAACAUCUCUGCAGCUUUCUCGUGUUUCUCCAUUGUUAACCAGGAUACACUGCUUUGAAGCACUCCCCGUGCAUGGUACAGUUUAACACUUUGUGUGUGUUUUUGUUCUCUCUCUCUCUCUUUUUUUUUUUUGUUCUAUUUUAAGUUUUUGUUCGUUGUUCUUCUGAAUGUUCGUUACCUGCUUGUGGAAGUCUCAGAAUGAGUAAAUGAAUUUAUUUUCCCUUUUUAUUUGAAUUUUACUCAUUUCUAACAAUUGAGCUGUAAUUUGACAUUACACAUCCAUGAAAGUGCAAUAUGUUUAUUUAAUUUUUUUUUUUUGAAAAGCUUAUAUUUUGCCAAAAAAAAAAGGGUUGUAUCAUGAUAAGAAAUAAUCUUAUUUUCAUUGCUUUUUUUUCCUUUAAUUGUCAGAAUGCCAUAUUUAUUUUAACAGACUAAUUUAAAGAGAAGGUGUUCAUUGACAGCAGGCAUUGUGGUUAAGAAAGCAGUUCUAGCUCUGUUAGGGUGAAGUAACAAAUGUCUUAUAAAAACAUUUUUUUGAAAAUCAGAAGGCAGAUUAUUUCAUUGUACAUGCCUAGACCAUUCUAGCUUGAAUUUCUUCUUUACUCUAUACUUUGCUUCCAUUGUACCGCUGAGAUUCUAACACGCAGUUCACGCCGUUGCAUGCUAAUGAGACUGGAUCGAGACGGUCUUGCGGGACAGUGGGAUUAUAUUCAGGUUGCGGUCGGGGGGAAUGUGGCUCCGGGAUGAAGGAGAGAUGCCUUUUUAAGUCUUUAACAGUACUGCUGUUUACCUCAAAAAGAUGAGGACAGGGGAGGGAGGGAGGGAGGGAGUGGGGGGGACGCCAUCCUUGUCUUAACUUUGUUGUGUGGGCGAUAAUCUGACUGUUGUCAUCACCCGAGUCACGCUUUUAACUUGCCUCAUUGUAGCUGCUUGUCGUCUUUGUUGCAGGUACGGCAUGAGUUUCUUUGAUUUUCAAAGUGGUUAUUUAUAUGGUGGACAUUCACUGUCGCCACUACCAAGAUUGAUUAUUUAUUCAUUGUACAACUGAUGUGUUUUGUGGACAUUGGUCACCAUGAAAAGGGCUUUGAUACGUCUCGGUUUUCUUUGCUGCAUUUCUCUCUUUCUUUUCUCGAAGGUCACUUUGAGCAUAGUGUCUCUUAUAAAAAACGAGCAGCACAUAACAUUUAAAGAGUUCUUCAACCAGUUUGAAGUCUGCAAACUGUCAACGUGAACUACUGCUAAUCGAACUACUGAAAACUUAACUACUGAAAAUUCAUCCAAAAUGUGGUGUAGACAAAACAGUGAAGACGGAAGUUAUGGAGGGUUCACCUGAACAGCCUGUUUAAGGGAUAUUUUUUGAGAUGCAACAUUGCAUGUUGGAGACAUUUAUAUAUAUAUAGAUUAUUAUAUACUAUUUGUAAGGAUUUUUACAGAGCACAAUCCAGAAUCUGGUAUGACUUGGUAUUUUUCUAACAAUUUGCACACCUGUAUUUUGACAAUGGGUAUAACUUGUUUGUAAUUGGUAAUGUAAUGCACAUAUGAUAAUGUUUGACAGUGGAAAAAAAAAGACUUAUUUUAUUUCUAAUUGGUUGUACUGUAUGUACCAUUUGGGGAUGUGAAAGGCAGAUGUAUUUGUUUGAGUAUUUUAGGAAAUAAGAAGAAACUGUGGGAGACUUUUGAUAUCUCAAGGUUAAUGUGACCCCACUGAUUUGUGCAAAGUCUUUGGAGAUGAAGUUAUGUGUAUAACAAUAAAGAUGUUAUGCCUUGGUAAACAA
Salarias fasciatus (jewelled blenny) is the source of this 4791-nucleotide messenger RNA. RefSeq names its product junctophilin 1a (gene jph1a). The transcript has 7 exons. Gene Ontology annotation, cellular component: plasma membrane; endoplasmic reticulum membrane; sarcoplasmic reticulum. The record is from RefSeq and is a predicted model, not a curated record. Lineage: Eukaryota; Metazoa; Chordata; Actinopteri; Blenniiformes; Blenniidae. Bases 235 to 2322 code for a protein of 695 amino acids.